UCGUACGGCGUUGAGCUGUGUACCACAAGUGAAUGGCCUUUACUCUCCUCUGAUACUCACAGUAAAGUGUAGUGAUAAAUAAAAUAUCAAUAUGAAAUUAAUAUAUUUCACUUUUCUUGUACUCCCAGUUGCGUUACUAUGCUUCCAAAGUGCGAAAAUUUUCGCACAUGCCGAGGAAGACGAGCUCGAUGACGUUGUGGACAUCGAAGGGGAGGACAACCAGGUAGUUGGCGAUGACAUAGUUGAAGACGAUGACUCUGUUGUUAAAUCAUCACAAUAUGUUGACACUACGAUAUUGUUUACCAAGCCUGUGCCUAACUAUGGCGACAACGCUUUUGACCUACAAGCUGGUUACCCAGUGGAGUUCCUAGUGGGAUUCAUCAACAAAGGAGAUGAAGACUAUCUUGUUGAAUCCAUGGAGGCAUCUUUCCGCUACCCUAUGGACUAUACUUACUACAUCCAGAACUUCACUGCGCUGCCAUACAACAAAGAAGUUAAGCCGAAGCAGGAAGCCACUUUUGUCUACUCAUUUAUACCUAAUGAAGCCUUUGCCGGACGACCAUUUGGCUUGAAUAUCCAGUUGAACUACAGGGACGCUAGUGGAAACUACUACCAGGAAGCAGUGUACAACCAGACAAUAAAUAUUGUUGAAGUGUCUGAAGGACUGGAUGGAGAGACAUUCUUCCUAUACGUGUUCCUCGGUGCGGCCUGUGUUUUAGGCCUUGUGCUGGGCCAACAAGCAUUGUCAUCGCUCGCGCGCCGCCGUUCGCCGCGCUCACAAUCCAAACCGCUCGAGACCGGGACCGCCAAUGAUGUUGAUUAUGACUGGCUGCCUAAGGAAGUUGUUAACCAACUCAAAAAAUCGCCCAAAACACCCAAACAGUCGCCACGUAUGAGGAAGGCGAAGAGAUCUGCUGGCGAUGAUUAAUCGCAGAAACAGUCGCGUGAUAGCGCCGAGUGUUCAACUACGAGUACAAUAAGAAUACGUCACAGUACCAAGACGCAUCCAAAUAUGUCAUACACACAAGUACUACGUCCUUGAUCACCCAAGUUAGUAGUACAUUGUGGGUGUACAGACUAUGGAGAAAAAUCGUUACCUAUUUGCCAAUUUAAAUAAGAAAUACAAAAAUCAAAUAAAUGUACAAUAUAGGUUGUUUGAAAGUCACUGUCACAUUUAGCGCAUUAAAUUUAUAACUAAUGAAAUUAGUCUUCUAGGCGUAUUCUUAUUUGAUUCGUUGUGUGCAAAGACUGUGUGUAGCAUAAGUGUGUUGUGAGCUAAUAAA
This is a messenger RNA of Hyposmocoma kahamanoa, 1283 nucleotides long. Its product is annotated as translocon-associated protein subunit alpha. The coding region runs from base 92 to 928 and encodes 278 amino acids. Gene Ontology annotation, cellular component: endoplasmic reticulum membrane; endoplasmic reticulum. The record is from RefSeq and is a predicted model, not a curated record. NCBI's taxonomy places the organism in Eukaryota, Metazoa, Arthropoda, Insecta, Lepidoptera, Cosmopterigidae. The transcript is spliced from 5 exons.